Ordospora colligata OC4 is the source of this 861-nucleotide messenger RNA. RefSeq lists its product as uncharacterized. NCBI's taxonomy places the organism in Eukaryota, Fungi, Microsporidia, Ordosporidae. The record is from RefSeq and is a predicted model, not a curated record. Gene Ontology annotation, cellular component: nuclear pre-replicative complex. Gene Ontology annotation, molecular function: protein binding. Bases 1 to 861 code for a protein of 286 amino acids. Gene Ontology annotation, biological process: rRNA processing; DNA-templated DNA replication. The transcript has a single exon.
AUGACCGAAUACGAGUCUAGUUUGGUUGUGGAAACAGAUGCAGUGAAGGAGGUUAAGCUGCCUCACACAGCAAAAAUAAUCCUUGUGAAUUCAGUAGCUGCUGUUCAGGAGUCUCCAUUUGCAAAGUACCUGUAUGUGUCUGACAAUGGCAUUAAAGUGUAUCGGCUCUUGCCUUUUAAGAUCCAUCAUGAGAUUGAAUACAGCGGAAGUAUCUCUGAUCUUUUAAUUAUUGGCGAUCAGAUGAUUGUUCUUUCGAAUGAGUCAAUUGUAGUGUGGGAUGGAAAGAAGACGCAAGUUAUUGCAGAUCACUUUGAUGGGCGCCUUGGAGCCAUCGGUCAAGAUAUUGGAGUGCAGGAAAAUGAAAGACUAUCUGUAUAUUCAAUAGAAACACUCGAAUUGAAGGAUAGAUAUGCUGCAAACACGCAUUACUACAUACGAGAUGUGCUUUUGACAUCCAUAGAACAUGAGGUUUCUUUGUACUCUAAAGGAAAGAAAAGUCUUCGGAUAUACAUGCCUGAAAGAAUAACCAAGAUAUGCACAGACCCACUCCUUACAAAUAUAUACUGUGGAGGAUGUGAUGGGAGGAUAUUCUGUUCAAACACAAGCAGUAGAGAGCCAAUAACCAUGGCAUAUCACAAAAGCGCAAUAAUUGGCCUGGAAAUAAGCUUCUGUGGGAAGUACUUAUAUUCUGCAAGUGAAGAAGGCACCAUUUGCAUAUGGGACCUGAAUACAAAUACUGUAGUUGGUAAGGUAGAAGUUGGAACUAAAAUACGUAAAAUCAAAGCAACAUACAUUUCUGGGUGGGACAAUUCACUUGAAAAGCAUCAAGACAAGAUUCUAGUUGCCAAGCACAUUCAGUAA